AUGGCACCAUCUAAAAAGUUCUCCCUGUUGCCUAUACGGUUGGGUGCUGAGCAACUCAUACUCGACGUGGCUCAAGAGAAACCUAUCCAGCUACCAAGAGACGACAAUGUCUACGAACUGGGAGAAAUUGGCAGCCACAAUGUUGUUAUAGCCUGCAUGCCAUUGAAUGCUGAUGGCAAAGCUUCUACAGCCGUGGCGGUUGUGGUUGUGAAAGUGCAGUUGACCUUUGCCUCAGUUACCUUUGUUCUUGAGAUCGGUGUUGAAAGAGAAGUUCCAAGUCAGUUUGUCGAUAUACGGCUAGGGGAUAUACUAGUCAGUUGA
Messenger RNA from Paracoccidioides lutzii Pb01, 321 nucleotides. RefSeq lists its product as hypothetical. Bases 1 to 321 code for a protein of 106 amino acids. The transcript has 2 exons. The record is from RefSeq and is a predicted model, not a curated record. Gene Ontology annotation, biological process: nucleoside metabolic process. Gene Ontology annotation, molecular function: catalytic activity.